Messenger RNA from Archocentrus centrarchus (flier cichlid), 536 nucleotides. Its product is annotated as protein S100-A10-like. The record is from RefSeq and is a predicted model, not a curated record. NCBI's taxonomy places the organism in Eukaryota, Metazoa, Chordata, Actinopteri, Cichliformes, Cichlidae. Gene Ontology annotation, cellular component: cytoplasm. Bases 151 to 441 code for a protein of 96 amino acids. The transcript is spliced from 3 exons. Gene Ontology annotation, molecular function: calcium-dependent protein binding; calcium ion binding.
AUAAGGUUCUGGUGACUCACUGUGCGCACAGCCAGGGCGGCGCCUGACUAUAAAAUCUCUGCUGCGUCUGCUGCAGACGUCUGAACGUUUGCACCUCUGCUCUGCCGACCGCGUCCCAGCAACUGCACGUCUGAACACAUUCCAGCAACCAUGCCUUCAGAACUGGAAAACUGCAUGGAAGGCCUUAUCAGGGUCUUCCACCGUUACGCCAAGGACGGUUCGCUCACCCGGCAAAACCUCAGACAGUUAAUGGAGGGUGAGCUUUCCAACUUCCUUAAGUCUCAAAAGGAUCCUGCUGCUGUGGACAAGAUCAUGAAAGACUUGGACGCCAAUGGUGAUGGUCUGGUGAACUUUGAGGAGUUUGUUUCUCUGGUUGUUGGACUUUCUAUUGCCUGUGAGCAAUGCUAUCAAGUGCACAUGAAGAAGACUGGAAAGAAGUAAAGAAGUGCAACAGUGGAAGAGAAGCGACCAAAGAAAGCAUCAAAGAUUUUUUGUAAAGAUAGUUUUGUCCAUUAAAUAUGCUGAAUCCCAUCAAA